Molecule: messenger RNA, 913 nt
Organism: Odobenus rosmarus divergens (Pacific walrus)
Lineage: Eukaryota; Metazoa; Chordata; Mammalia; Carnivora; Odobenidae
Gene: METTL27
Product: Williams Beuren syndrome chromosome region 27
Exons: 6
Coding region: 36-791 (251 amino acids)
Molecular function (GO): S-adenosylmethionine-dependent methyltransferase activity
Source: RefSeq, a predicted model, not a curated record
CUCUAAACACCGCAGGGGAGUCAGAUUGGCGGAGGAUGGCUCAGGAGGAGGGCCGGAGCCUGUCUGAGGCGCGGGCCCGGGUGGGGGUCUUACACGGCAUCACCGACCUGGGCCACAAGCUGCACUUCUAUAAGCACUGGGCUCCGGACUAUGACCAGGAUGUGGCCGCCCUGCAGUACCGUGCCCCACACCUCGCAGUGGACUGCCUUACCCAAGCCCUUCCGGGCCCACCUCAUGCUGCCCUGAUCCUGGAUGUGGCCUGUGGCACCGGCCUGGUGGCUGCCGAGCUGCAGGCUCGGGGCUUCCUCCAGCUGCAUGGAGUGGAUGGGAGCCCAGAGAUGCUGGAACAGGCCCGAGCCCGUGGCUUCUACCAGCGCCUCAGCCUCUGCAUUCUGGGCCAGGAGCCUCUGCCCAGCUCUGAAGGGACCUUCGAUGCAGUGCUGAUAGUGGGUGCCCUCAGUGACGGCCAGGUGCCCUGCAGCGCUAUACCUGAGCUUCUGCGAGUCACCAAGCCAGGGGGGCUGGUGUGUCUGACCACCAGGACCAACCCAUCCAACCUGCGCUACCAGGAGGCACUGGAGGCCACGCUGGACGGGCUGGAACGGGCCGGGGCGUGGCAACGCCUGGUGGCCUGGCCCGUGGACCGGUGGGAAUUGGCCGCUUCCGAGCUUGAGGUGGGGCCUGGAACUUCGGACAGUGAUGGCUUCAUCUCGGGCAUUGUCUACCUGUACCGGAAGCAGGAUGUGGCCCAGGUGGAGGGAGUGAGGCCCAGUCCUCAGCCCCCCCGCUGACCUCUGACCCUCCACGUGACCUCAGCCAGGCCUGUCCUUGGGGCUCCUCUGCUUCAUUUGUAAAAUGGGACCCCUGUGCCAACCUUGCCCCUCAGGGAGUUCUGCCUAUUAAAUGAGUCCCG